Messenger RNA from Aricia agestis (brown argus), 1770 nucleotides. RefSeq lists its product as uncharacterized. The record is from RefSeq and is a predicted model, not a curated record. NCBI's taxonomy places the organism in Eukaryota, Metazoa, Arthropoda, Insecta, Lepidoptera, Lycaenidae. The coding region runs from base 1 to 1770 and encodes 589 amino acids. The transcript has a single exon.
AUGAAGCUCCUGCUGCUUUUUAACUUACUCCAAAUCCAGAAAAUUCUGGCCGAACCAAUAGAAAAAGGCGACGUCAGUACCUGCGUUACUAAAAUAGUCAAAAAAUUCUACCCCUACAGCGCCUUAGUUACGUUCGUCGACGUCAAAUUCGGAAAAGGAGAUAAUAUUUUAAAGGAACUAUCUCUCCUAUAUCAUAUCAAUAUAUUGACGAGGAACACAGACAAUCUCGAAAACUCGGCGAGUGACGUUUUAAUCGUAGCAGCCGGGGGCUUAUCAGAGUUCAUUUACAAAUUUCCGAACCUAGAACGGGAACCGGACUGGAGUCCUAAGCGAAGACACCUCAUCAUCAUAGACAACCUGGAGGAAAGGGAUUUAAUACCCAUAUUUUAUACUCUCCUGAAACUCUGCACUUACAAUGCGAUCAUCAUUGACAACGCGCUUGAUCCAAUCAUAUACACCUACAAUCCUUUCGAAAAUUACGCCUGCGGUAAAAGAUUCGAUAGAAUCAUUCAAUUGGGUAACUGCUCGGGUGCCUUGAACGACAUAUAUUUUUACAAAUACAUCACCGGCCUCAGGAACUGUACGUUCCGAGCAACCAGCGCGCACUGGCCUCCGUACAGCAUAGAUCCGAAACUGAGGAGGGGUCCGUCGGGUGUCGAGGAGUACAUCAUAGAUAUAUUCAGCGAGAGGGAACAGUUCCACAUCAUCCACAACAACUACAGCAACGACGCCGAAAACUUCUCCACGAUAUCCAAGAACUUGUCCGCCGUGGGGCCGCUAACCGUGAUUCAGAAGAAGAAGGAGGACAUGAUGUACGGAGGCAUGCUCCUGACAAACUCGAGGGCCUCAGCGUUCGACUUCAUCUGGGUCCACCUGCCGUACGUCGACGAUGUCAGGAUUCUGGUAAAAGCGGCCACCGAGGUGGCCGCCUGGCGGAACUGCUACUUGGAGUUCUCUUUAGCGGUGUGGUUGUUAUUCGUCACCGUGUUCCUCGUCUACUACGCAGUGAUGCUUUUGCUGAUGAAAUCCGGCGACCGAGGAAUUCUUUUCCUUAAAAUGUUCGACUACUUCUUUCAACACGGGAGCAGGCUACCGAACGACUUCAACUUCAAAUUCUUUGUUAUUUUCUGGAUUUGGUUCGCGUCUCUGAUGAGCUCGAUUUACCAGUCCAGCCUGGUCGGGCUCAUCACCAACCCCAGCAAGAACUAUCAGAUAGCGACCGUGGAGGACAUCACCAAGUUUAAUCUUAAACUGUGCAUCUGCCCGAUGAUGUCGAAGUAUUUCGUUUCCGUCGACGAGGAUCUGUACGCAGAGGAGCACGGAACCUUCGACAAAUGCGAUAAUCUUCUGAAAAGUAUCAAGACCGUGAGCAAAUCGGAGAACCUCUACACGUACACCCUGUACGCCGUGUACUCCUACUACAAGUAUCUCUUUUACGACGAAUACGGAAAAUCCGAGAUAUACGCCUUCAAAAAUCCGACGAAUAAGGUGGUAUACGCCAUCUACCUGUACAAAGGUUUCCCCAUGUUGGGGAGGCUGCAGAAUUUGUCUCUUCGUCUCCGAGAAAGUGGAUUGACCACUUACUACUUCACGAGGUUGUUGGACGAUCAGAGGAAGGAGUUCGUCUUCGAGGAACCGGUGAGGAGCUCGAUGGUGGUUGUGCCGUGGUAUAUACUCAUCAUCGGCACCACCAUAUCCAGUGUAGCGUUCAUCAUUGAACUCAACAGAAAACCAAAUCACGUUACCCGUCACGACUCACGACGGUCAUAA